UUAAUAUAUUUUGUGUAGUAGUAGUGGUAGAAGAAGAUCAAAGAUCAAGAGAAGGUGUUGGGUGGUGUGUUUUGUUGUUGUUGUUGUUAUGGUACCUUCCUUCAACCACAAACCCUCUUCCUCCCUACCACACAUUCACCUUUUUCUCCCUCUCUCUCUCCCUCUUUCCCCUCUCCUUCUCAUUCUCAGUCUCACCACCAUCUUCAUAAUCAUAUCAUCACCUUCAUCUCUUUAAUCUCCAAACCAUGAAAAACCCAUCACCCUUUUCCUCCCUCUCAAAUUCAUCAACCCUUUUGUAAUCACAAACCCCCCAAAAUCAACAGGUCAAAGGCUUGUAUCCCUUUUUGUUCCAUCAAUUUUCACGGCUUUCUCCUCCUCCUUCUCCGAUUUCGAUCUUCUGGGUCGUCUUAGAAUUUAGAAAAGAUUCGGCCUUUGAAGAUGGGUAAGGGUGGAGCCGCCGCCGGCGCCGGCGCGGUCGAGCUCGACGGACCCGGUCCGCGGCCGGUUUUUUUCCAAGAGCCGAGAUACCGGGGCGUCAGAAAGAGACCAUGGGGCCGGUUCGCCGCCGAGAUCAGAGACCCUAUGAAGAAAGCCAGGGUGUGGCUCGGAACGUUCGACACCGCAGAGGACGCGGCGCGUGCGUAUGACACCGCCGCCAGAAACCUCCGGGGACCGAAAGCCAAGACGAAUUUUCCCCUCUCGACACCGUUUUACCACCAGCACGACAACGCCGCCGCCGAUCCGUUCGCCGAUCACCGGUUCUACCCUGCCGCCGGUGCUGGUGCCGGUGCCGGCAACGUGUUUCACGAUCAUCAGAGGCCUACCUCCAGUGGCAUGAGCAGCACCGUCGAGUCCUUCAGCGGUCCCCGCCCUGUCAGACCUCCGGCUCCGCCGGUUGCAGCCGCCCGGAGGUACCCUCGGUCCCCGCCCGUUGUUCCUGAAGACUGCCGCAGCGACUGCGAUUCCUCGUCAUCGGUGGUUGACGACGGCAAUGGAGACAACGUCGCUUCUUCAUCCUUGCUGCCGAUUCGCCGCCAGCCGCUGCCGUUUGAUCUCAACGCGCCGCCGGCGGAGGAUGCUGGUGAUGAUCUGCACUGCACCGCUCUCUGUCUCUGAUGGACGAUGAAGAUGUAUUGGUUCGUGGAAGAAAUCAUGAAAUUUUUUCUUCUUCAAUUUGUGCAACUUUGAUUUUUUUUUUCUUUCUUUUUUCCCUUUUUUUAUUAUGCGGAAAAAAUGAAAAUGAAAUUGAAAAUUAUGAUUGAUGAUCAGUUAUAAGAUUAUUGUAAUAUGAUCUUAGUUUCUGUGAGUAAAUCUUCCACCAUCACUGACAUGGUGUAUCAAAAA
This is a messenger RNA of Lotus japonicus, 1344 nucleotides long. Its product is annotated as ethylene-responsive transcription factor 3-like. The coding region runs from base 439 to 1116 and encodes 225 amino acids. NCBI's taxonomy places the organism in Eukaryota, Viridiplantae, Streptophyta, Magnoliopsida, Fabales, Fabaceae. Gene Ontology annotation, biological process: regulation of DNA-templated transcription. The record is from RefSeq and is a predicted model, not a curated record. The transcript has a single exon. Gene Ontology annotation, molecular function: DNA-binding transcription factor activity; DNA binding.